Habropoda laboriosa is the source of this 696-nucleotide messenger RNA. RefSeq names its product neurogenin-1-like (gene tap). The record is from RefSeq and is a predicted model, not a curated record. Bases 1 to 696 code for a protein of 231 amino acids. The transcript is spliced from 2 exons. NCBI's taxonomy places the organism in Eukaryota, Metazoa, Arthropoda, Insecta, Hymenoptera, Apidae. Gene Ontology annotation, molecular function: protein dimerization activity.
AUGUCCUCGGAGUACUCGUUCUGCAGCGAGGGAGGCUUCGACGAGCUCUCGAGCUCCUCCGACUCCGGUUUCGACGUCAGCUUCGAGUCUCCCAAGCACGAAGUCCCAUCCGACAGUCUGUUUCCCCCGGCGAAGGAGGAGAAACGGAAGAAAACGAGGAACGCUAGAUGCAAGAGUCCCACACAGGUGCUCAGGCUGAAAAGGAACCGUCGAAUAAAGGCGAACGAUCGCGAGAGGCACAGGAUGCACACGUUGAACGACGCGCUGGAACGUCUACGGAUGGCUUUGCCGACCUUUCCGGAGGACACGAAGCUCACGAAAAUCGAGACCCUCCGUUUCGCCCACAACUACAUCUGGGCGCUUUCUCAGACGCUGGGAAAUUCCGAGACGGGCGAGAUCACGGUGAACGUGGGCAACGUGACGGUCAGCAUCAGCGAGAACGGAAAUAUGAUCACGUCGUCGACAGGAAGCUGCGCGGUGGCGGCACAGAAACGACUCGGGCCGUCGCACACACCGUUCCCCUAUCCUCAGGAGAGAUUCGUGCCCGAAUGGCAGGAGUAUGAUUGCUACAGCGAUCAGAGUGUCAGCCCCCCGAUGCAGUAUCAACCGUGUUACGACCAGAGGAUGUAUCACGCGCAGCAUCCACUUCCGGCAACUCAUCACAUGGGACACAACAACAUGUAUCAGUGUCUUUAG